This is a messenger RNA of Ipomoea triloba (trilobed morning glory), 1249 nucleotides long. RefSeq names its product reticulon-like protein B11. The record is from RefSeq and is a predicted model, not a curated record. Bases 121 to 813 code for a protein of 230 amino acids. Lineage: Eukaryota; Viridiplantae; Streptophyta; Magnoliopsida; Solanales; Convolvulaceae. The transcript is spliced from 5 exons.
CACCUUUGAAACUUAUUUACCAACUGCCACUGCAACCAUUCUCGUUCCUUGAAGAUUCUUCAACCGAUUCUCUCUCUCUCUCUGCAUCUUCGAUUCCUCCGAUCAGAAACCCUAAUCGCCAUGGUAGAAUCUCGUCAGUCAUUCGUCCAUCACGCUCUCGGCGGUGGCGCAGUUGCGGAUGUGUUGCUGUGGAGAAGAUGGUAUGGGAGUGUCACCGUGCUUGUAGGUUCCACUUUCCUUUGGUUCCUAUUUGAACGAGCCGGCUAUAAUCUACUGUCGUUUGUGGCCAAUGUGCUAUUGCUUCUAGUUUUAAUUCUCUUUUUCUGGGCUAAAUCUGCAUCACUUCUCAACAGACCUUUACCUCCCCUUCCUGAUAUGGAGGUUUCGGAGGAAUUCAUUGCAAAUGCUGGUGAAGUGAUGCGUGUUUGGGUUAACCAUGUGCUCACGAUUGCACAUGACAUUGCAAUUGGAGGGAACAUUAGGCUCUUUGUUCAGGUGCUUUUAGAUCUCAUGGUUUUGUUUGCCAAGUUCCAUUCAAGAAUCUGCUUGUUUACGUUAUUACUGGUUUGGCAGGUUGCUUUUGGCUUGUGGGUGAUAUCGUAUGUUGGAAGCUUCUUCAACUUUCUUACUCUGGUCUACUUGGGGGUUAUUUUCAGUCUAGCAAUACCUCCUCUAUAUGAGAAAUACCAAGAUCAAAUUGACGAUAAGCUGAUUUUGGCACAUAACAUCAUCCUAUCACAGUAUAAGAAAAUCGAUGACGCAAUUUUGAAAAAGAUUCCUAUGCACCUAAACAAAGAAAAGAAGAUUCAGUAGUCGUAAGGGAAUUUAGCUUCUACAUACCACGGGUGUCGUGAACAAGAAGUUGAGUGCAAUCGACUGCCCAUUCACCUGAAUAGUUUAGGAAGUGCUGAUACAUGCAAAUGCCCUAUUUUUGUAAUCGGUGUUUUCACGAGUCCUUGACAGUUGAUGUAACUAAUUGUGGAUAAUGCAUUACUUCUUCAUCUGGUACUAAGUACCUCUUUGUGGCAACUUGAGUUUGGAAUUUGAACAAGGCAUGUUUCCAACCAUGCUGGAAAGGUUGUUUGUUCACAAAGGUUAUUUCAGAUUUCUGUUCUAAGUAAUGUUUUCCACUGCAACUCUUUAAGCUCUACCCUUUUUGGGUGGCAGAAGACUCUUCUUCAGUUUCAUGCCUUUGUAAAUUUGAGUCUAAGACUAGGUGCAAUUUGCACCCAUAUUUUUUGGGUACCCA